Molecule: messenger RNA, 999 nt
Organism: Acanthosepion pharaonis
Lineage: Eukaryota; Metazoa; Mollusca; Cephalopoda; Sepiida; Sepiidae
Source: the annotation of a GenBank genome assembly
AUGAGAGCCAAAUAUGAUAUAGCAUCAUUUUUCUUUUCUUCUUUUUCUUUUUCUUUCUUUCUUUCUUUCUUUCUUUUUCUUCUUUUCAUUCUUUAUUCACUUCUUUCUCUCUUUUCUUCCUCUUUUCUUUCUUCCUCUUCUCUUUUCUUCUUUUUCAUUCUCUCUUUCUUUUUCUUUCUCUUUUCCUUCUUCUUCUCCUCCCCCUUUUUUCUUCUUCUUCCUCUUCUGCUUCAUCAACUUCUUUCUUCUUCUUUUCCUUCUUCUUCUUCUUUCUCUCUACCCCUUAACUUUCUUAUUCCUCUUUCUUUCUUUUUUUUCUCUUUGCCUACUUCCUCUUCUCUUUACUUCUUUUUCCUUCUCUCUUUCUUUUUAUUUCUCUUUUCCUUCACCCUCCUUCUUUUUCUUCUUCUUCUUUCUCUUCUGCUUCAUCAACUUCUUUUUUCCUCUUUUCCUUCUUCUUCUUUCUGUCUACCUCUUUUCUUUCUUCUUCCUCUUUCUUUCUUUUUCUUUUUAUUUUUCUACUUCAUCUUCUCUUUACUUCUUUUUCCUUCUCUCUUUCUUUUUAUUUCUCUUCUCCCUCCUCCUUUUUCUUCUUCUUCUUUCUCUUCUGCUUCAUCAACUUCUUUCUUCUUCUUUUCUUUCUUCUUCUUUCUGUCUACCGCUUUUCUUUCUUCUUCCUCUUUCUUCCUUUCUCUUUCUCUUUUCCUUCUCCUUCACCUCAUCUUCAUUUUUCUCUUUCUCUUCUUUUACUUCUUUUUCUUCAUAGUUCUUUUUCUUUCUCCUUUUCUUCCCCUUCACUUUUUCUUUUCUCUCUUUCUCCCUCUUUUCCAUCUUCUUCUUAUCACCCCGCCCUUAGGCCCUCGCGAUCCUGCCCGAUUCCCACCUAAGCGCACAGCGCUUCUUACCUACACCCAAACCCCCAGCAGACUCCCAACCAGCCGGCCCUCUUAUCAGCCAUCCCCUACCCCAAUCUACCUUUCGGCACAAGCCGACAAAUAA